AUGCCCCCUCGUGGUUAUUCCUCUCGUGGAAGAGGUAACAACAAGCCUAAUCGUGGUGGUGGUCGUCACUUCUCCUCAGCCGUCACUGGGCGUCUCGACCAAAUUCGGAAUCGAGAAUCAUCCGAAGAAGACGAUAACGAAGAAUCUUCUUCCUCCGAUGAAGGCCCCACCGUUCCCGCACCCAACCCCGUCGCAGUCCUCACUCCCGAGAUGGCUGCGCUGAAUCUCAAAUUGGGCAACACCGUGGAAGUGGUAACAGAAGAGCCUGACAUUAGCAGAGCCGAGAGAAGGGCUAAGAAGAAGGCCCAGGCUGAAGCGGCAGCUAAGAAAGGCCAAGUAACGGACGGUACUGGGAAAAAGAAGGUCGCUGUUCAGGAAAGUGAGAGUGAAAGCGUGGAAGAUGAGGAUAAAACCGUGGCUUCGAAGGCUGGAAAGGGGAAAGCUAGCACUCAACCUGUCCGGGCCCCCGAGAUGUCAAGGAAGGAAAGGGAGGCGCAAAGUAAGAAAGAAGCCCAAGAGAGGUAUCAGAAACUACAUGCCCAGGGGAAAACUCAAGAAGCCAAGUCUGAUCUCGCACGUUUGCAGGAGAUCCGAAAACGUCGUGAGGCCGCUGCGGCACAACGGGAGGCUGAGGCCGCCGGUGAGUCAUUUCGUCUCUCUUGA
Tremella mesenterica DSM 1558 is the source of this 663-nucleotide messenger RNA. RefSeq lists its product as uncharacterized. The record is from RefSeq and is a predicted model, not a curated record. The transcript has 4 exons. Bases 1 to 663 code for a protein of 220 amino acids. NCBI's taxonomy places the organism in Eukaryota, Fungi, Basidiomycota, Tremellomycetes, Tremellales, Tremellaceae. Gene Ontology annotation, molecular function: RNA binding. Gene Ontology annotation, cellular component: cytosol.